This is a messenger RNA of Anopheles stephensi (Asian malaria mosquito), 2259 nucleotides long. Its product is annotated as dnaJ homolog subfamily C member 22-like. The transcript has 4 exons. Bases 849 to 2120 code for a protein of 423 amino acids. Gene Ontology annotation, biological process: endocytosis. Gene Ontology annotation, cellular component: plasma membrane; early endosome. The record is from RefSeq and is a predicted model, not a curated record. Lineage: Eukaryota; Metazoa; Arthropoda; Insecta; Diptera; Culicidae.
AGCGUCUCGUGGCCGCGUGUAACGGGACUUUCUUCCGUCUGGUGCGCCGCAUACCUGUGCUGGCGAAGAAGAGAAUCAUCAUCGCCGUGAAGCAUAAGACGAAAUAAGAAGGUUUCGGGGUGAAUGUUAUUGCUUGUGGGCUGGCUGCGCUGGUGUGCGGGCCCGGAUCCGACUGUCGUCAUCAUCAUCAUCAUCUGAAUCGCUCGGGUAGAAAUAUGCUAAGAACGAAGCUCAGGAAACGGAAAGAAACGACAUUUGCCAAGAAAUUAUCUCUCGUUACGGUUUGCGUUCGAAGGUAAUGGAUUUGGCGUUGGAAGUAGCAAACAGUGAGGUCGUAAGUUCUUAGAAUUACAUUCUGGAACAAAAGCGCAUUGUUGAAAUUGUUAUAACUGCUGUAACGAACGAACCGAAAGCAUUUCGAUAGCGCUACUGUUCUUGGUGGGCGCACUAUUCGUGGUGACAUACUUUGCGUACGCGCGCGCAACUCGAACACCCCGUCUUUGUGCCCAUUCUCCAGUGAAAGUUGUGAAGUCAUACGCGGUGUGCUCAUUUUAAAAUUUCGACCAAACUACCACAAAAAUUUACCCAGCUCUGUGUAAGGAAUAAUGAAAAUCAGCACAAAAAAAAUUAACAAUUUUUGAGUGAAAAGCCCUGAGAAACGUAAUGCCUUAUCGAUAUCUAGACUAAACGUGUCGUUGCUAGCUAAAGAAAAGGAGAAAAUGGUUCAGCAGGUGUGAUGAUGUUUACGCACGUGCACUAUUCGCAAACUAUCGAGCUUGACCAUUCCAGACACUGACGUGUACCACCUUGGGGAGUUUUCUUCUGCAACUCGACCGUAAGGCAAGCGGAUGCAGCAGUCGCCCCUUCAAUCCAACAUGGGCGAAAAGCUGUCCCCAUCUCCGGUGGCAGCAGCGGAACCCACCAACACCAAGCACACCACCGGAAAGGAAGUGUCCAAAGACAAAACAAAGCACCGCCGUAACAGUAAGGAAGAGAAGCAAUCGGCCAAGAAGACGCUCAAAUGGCAACCAUCCCUCCAAGAUGACACCGUCCACGAACGUAAAUCCAUCCUAACCGCGUACGUGCUGUGGCUGUUCGGUGGAGUGUUCGGUGUUCACCAUUUCUAUCUGCGCCAGGAUCGUCGUGCCUUCAUCUGGUGGAGUACGCUCGGAUAUUUCGGUAUCGGUUGGAUCGCGGAAGUCCUGCAGAUACCGGCCAUGGUACGGGAUGCGAACGAAGAUCCACGGUUUGUGGAGGAAUUUAACGCGAAGCUACGAACGAACCGGAAGCCACCAUUUUCUACCUGGCGCUUCCUGCUCGCGAUCAUGAUCGGCUACUGGUGGGGUCAGAUGAUCAUGAUUGCGAUCCCGCAGGCCGUAUUUUUCGGUGUCGAUUGGGGAUUUCUGCAUUGGUUGAUACCGCUCGGUGUAGCUUUAGGUGUCUGGACGGUGGGUAAUAUGGGCCGCGAGAAGGGAGUCUUCUGGCACUGUCUGGUAGCAUCGUACGGUUCGUACCUUUCCCGGUACUUUAUCAUGGACGAAGCAUACUGGUUCACGACGAUGGCAUUCUGUUGCGCACUAGCGUUCGAUCACUUCUCCAAGGAAUGGAAUCUGGAGGUUCCGAAGAAACGGCGUCUUACAAGACGCCUAGCGACGCUUACCGCAGCCGCCGUGAUCUAUCUCUCCCUGUGGGGUUGCUUCGUCUACUUCAACGGUACAAUCACGGACAGCGAGGGCGAUGAGGUACCGGUACACGAAGCUCUGUACAACUUCCUCAAGUCUCCCUGGUGGACGGACCUGAAGCAAACGCUCUACGAUACGGUACAGUUCGCGAAGCAUCACGGUUGGGCGGAGGUUUGGAAGCAAAUCAUCGACUCGAUGGAUGCGGACGGUGAGCAGAACGCGUACAAGGUGCUGGGUAUUAGUGCGACCGCUUCGCAGAACGAAAUCAACACGCUGUGCCGCAACCUGUCGAAGGAAUCGCACCCGGACAAGGUGAAGGACGAAGGCAAACGGCGAGCGGCGGAGGAACGGUUCAUGGAGAUACAGCAGGCGUGUGAGGUGCUGAGCAAGACGCGCAGGAAGCGCCGUCAACGGAAUAAGAAAUCCGAUGAGCUGUAGGGUGGGUGGAUAGGGCGAACGCGUGUAUAUAGCUGAAGGAGUUUCGAUGGUGGGUGACGAGCAGAACUCACCGCAUCCAGAUCUGUACCGUAGUGUGUGACUGACAUUGAAUAAAAUAUUUAAUUACCCACUAUCUAAA